This is a messenger RNA of Prorocentrum cordatum, 1381 nucleotides long. The record is from the annotation of a GenBank genome assembly. Lineage: Eukaryota; Dinophyceae; Prorocentrales; Prorocentraceae.
AUGAUCAUCGCCCCCGCGAUCUCCCCGAUCCAGCGCGGCUUCGUGCGCGGGCUGAAUUUCAUGCAUACUGCGUUGGAUCUAGAUACGUUUUCCGGUAUAGCGUCGCUUGGCCCCGAGGCCCUGAUGGCCCAGCAUCUGCCUCUGGGUUUUGACUUUGCUCAGUCGUUCGCGGCCCUUUCCCAAAGGUGGCUCUGCAUGUCGCUCAGGACCCUUGGGCCCCCGAGCGGCAUCCUGGGCACCCUCGCGAUGUUCAACUUCGAUGUCCAGGUGUUUGAGGAUUCGCACGCGGGGCUCGCCUUCCCGUUCAUCGUGAAUUCGAGCGUGCUGCAGGGCUGCCCGCUCAGCGGCGACCUGUGCGCGAUGGGGGCCAAAAUCUUCCCGAUCGACCUAGCCGCGUCCUUCGAGGAGCGCAGGCGCGCUGCCGCGUUGGCGUGCCUCGCUGCUGCCGACGCGGCUUGGGCGGCGAUCGACGUCGUGGAGCACUUGCAAUACCUCGGCAUCAUUCUCGGCGUCAGCGUGAGCCCAGAGACGCAACGGGCGCCGCAGCUCGCGGCGUGGCGCGAACGCGCCUGGGCGAUCUCGAAGAAAAGCUCCUGCUUUUCCGCGGCGACGGCGAUCCGUCGCCGGCGCGCCAUCCCCGCGCUGGGCUACGGAGGCCGGAUUUCCCCGCUGCCGUGGAACUUCACGCGUGACGAAGUGCAUAUCCACAGCCGCCUUGUCCACUCGCAAUUGGCCUGCCAACGCGCUCGCGCGAGCGGACUGGCACGUCCUGGAGGACUUCGGCGCGCCCGCCCUGACCUCUGCCAAUGCGUGCGUUGCCGCCGCGCGCCCGCGGGCGGUCUUGACCGCGAUGGCGGGGUGGCAGGCCGGCUUGGCGCUGCCGCGCCGCCCGGCGAGGGCGCACCUGCCGACGGCCAUCUCAGCGCGAGGGCUCUGCGCGGCGACGCGGCGCAGCGACGCGCCCCUGGCCCCCCACCUGCGAGCGGCCUCGGAGGGCCUGGGCGACUCGCCAAAGCUGUGCGCGGCGGCAUGGCGGCGCUGCACCGCGCGCGGGAGCUCCUGCAGGCCCCCUCUGCGGCGCGGGAUGGCGGCCCCCCGUCGGCGCCCGGCGGCAAGCCGCGCCUGCAGGGGGUGCUCUCGCGCACGCUCCGCACCGGCGCGUGCUGCAACGACCUGGCCGCGACGUUGACCUGGCGCGCGAGGCGCCGGCUUCCCUCGGUGGAGACCCCCGAGGCGCUCGACUGGGAGUCGCUGGCCGGUGACCUCCGCCGCGCGCCGCAGGCGUGGCGGAUGGCGUUGCCGCGGACGUGGGCUAGGGCCUGGCCGACGGCGGCGCGCCUCCAGUCGCGCGGCCAUCCGCGCAUCUUCGGCUGCGCAGCAG